AUGGCUCCCACCAGGGACUAUUACGCCGACCUGGAGCUGCCCACGACGGCAGACGUUACCGAGGUCAAGAAGCAAUUCAGAAAACUAGCGCUCAAGUACCACCCCGAUCGUAAUCCUGGCAAAGAGCAGGAAGUCAACUCCAAGUUCCAAAUCAUCCAAUCCGCCCACGAGGUCCUUUCCGACCCUCAGCAAAAGGCCAAAUACGAUGCGACGCUCAGCCGAACAAACAGGGUGGGCGCUUCGGGCGUCAAGGGCAACCCGUGGGCGAACGUGAGCCAGCAGUUUCCGACUCCUCCUCGCCGCAACACCGCGGCACGGAACGCGACGUCGGGAGCACAGCGAUGGCAGACUCGGUUCUCAAACGGUGUCCCUCCCACGGCCAAGCAGGGAGCCGCAGCCGACCCCGAGGCGAAGAAGAAUGCCGCUCGAGCUUUUGAGAACAUGCGCAAGAGCCAGUCCCGGGGGGGCGCCAAGAGCGCCCAGAAAGAACCUCGCCCAUCGCAGCCUCCUCCACCACCACCUCGAACUGAGACGGCCAGACAGCGGGCGGAAGCCUCGUUUGGGGCGAGGAAAACUGGAUACCAGCCACGCGCGGCCAUGCCUGGAGAUGAGCCCCCGGUCUCUGCUGCCAGCUACUACACGAGGAUGAACGCAGACCAGCGACAGCCACCGCCACCUCCUCCCAGGCAGCCCCAGGAUGGUCCAAUGCCCGACCCUCUUAGCCAGUUCCGAGACCGGGAUGCCUAUGCGGACGCCAGACAGAGCACGCCAUACACGUCGCACGGCGGCGAGAAGACAAAUCCGUUCGACGGCGUGCCUCUAGGCCGCGCCAAGAGCUCCAGGGAAUCAUAUCACAGGGAGGAGCCGUCCAACUCGGAUGAUGGGACUGCCGGUUCCCAUAAGAACCGCAGCUCUAGCGUCCCCGAAUCUGGUCUCCAUACCCCCCAGGAUGACGCUCAUCCAACAUACACGGCCGGCGAGACAAGCGAUACGUCUUUUAGAGCCAGGGCCAAUGCCAGCAACCUUUAUGAGAGCCACGACCCAGCUUCAGGUGCUGCGAACCAAGCCGGGCCCCCAGACCAGGGCGCCAGCGGUCCAUCCUUGUAUGCCACUCCUUCUGAUUUGCCAUCAUCCGCGCGUUCUUCGUUUCGAAUUUUCGACAGCAAAUAUCCGCGAUCUUUGAAUUCCCGCGUACGGCCCUUUCAUGAGUAUGAGACGGACCAGGACGUCAAGCCCGGUGAAGUCAAUUGCCACAAUCUGGCUUCUAGUGGAGACCAGGAAAGCUUCCAAAACCUCACUCCUUUCGAGUUGCGACAGCACCUGCUGCUCGAUCACUUGAUAAAGAACAAGGAGGCUGGUAAUUCGCCGGAGAAAGAGAAGACGCAUGCUCCCAGCUCUAUUCCAGAUUCGAUUGAUUCAAAGGACUCUGCUGACCGGACUCUUAUUGGUAGCUUUAACUUUCCAGUGGGUGAUGGCACUACUGAGCAGACGUCGCCGUCUACAGGCCAGAACCCGUUUGCCAAGAGCAGCGUUGAUGACAUCAAUACGCAGUUUGUCAACGACGAAGGGGCAAACGCGUGGCAGUUCAGUGCCGGCAGUGGGGAGCCACAGGAGGGACACCCUUCUAGCCGCCCUUCGUCAGGCGGCCGAGGCACGCGCCGCUCGCCGUUGAAGCGGCCGUCGAUGCGACGACCCGAACCUCCUGCCCCUGAAGCGCAGGCAGAGACGCAACCAACGGGGUUCAACGCCGAUGCAUGGAAUGACCAAUUUGGUCCGCAGGCAUUUGUCCCGCAGCCGACGCCCGGCAAUUCCGCCUCACCAACGCGCCGUGCAAACUCUAAGAAGGUCAAAGCCAGGCCAACGGCGGGUAGUGCAGCCGUUGUCGACGAAGACAGCAGCGAAGGUGAGACGUACGAAUGGCGCGGCCGCGGCGCCGGGACGAAACAGGCGCCGGUAGACAGCCCUCAGGCCAUGGACAUCGACUCGCCACCGACGGUACCAACAGCCGCAUCGAGCGACUCCAACAGCGCACGCAACAUACCCGUUGAGCCCACACGGCCUGAGUGGCGGCCUGGAAAUGUUGACGCCGUGGCCGGAGAUGGCAAACCUCAACGACCGGAGAAGAUCCCUUUGGAUCCGAACACGAUGGGAUCAGAGGACAGCGAGGAUAUCCGCGCUAGCUUUGCGGAUUUGAAGAAUGUGGCCCCAUUUGCUCACGAGCAAUCCGGCCUGCGGUCCUUGGACGACCUCAAAGACAGCCUACCAUUUGAGAGCAAGGCAUCGGAAGAGCUCCCGAUUAAGAAGCCCAAGGCCCCGCCUCUUGACUUCCCAUCGCCUCCUGAGGCGCCACGGCUGCCACCGACGGUGGCUAUUGAGGGGAUGAAGCCGAAUGCAGCUUCUUGGAGCAAGUAUCUUGAAGACUUUGAGAUUUACCUGCGACAGUGGGACAGCUUCAACGGACAGGUAGUCGACCACUUUGCCACGCGCAAGUCGAACAUUUCUUCCAUCAGAGCCGCCAAGGGCUACUCCUUCUUGGGUGCUCGCAGCGACAGCGACAUUCAGAGUUAUAUGCAGUGGGUUCAGCAGGACAAUUACGUUCGACAGCGGUGGAGUGCCGCUUGCGAGGAGCAUGAGAAGCGACUCCGCGAGUUCAUGGCGUUCAGAGAGAAGAUGAAAUAG
This is a messenger RNA of Purpureocillium lilacinum, 2679 nucleotides long. RefSeq lists its product as uncharacterized. The record is from RefSeq and is a predicted model, not a curated record. Lineage: Eukaryota; Fungi; Ascomycota; Sordariomycetes; Hypocreales; Ophiocordycipitaceae.